CCAAGAAUAUGUGGAAAUGAAGCGUGGCUUGAGAAGAAGCUGGAUUAGGGCUUUUCUUGAUUUUCAUUUAUUUUCGCAUCUGUCGUGUCGUCGUCUCCAAACAAACAAAUCUUACAGCCGCAAUCACUAUUCACUGCAGAGUAAUCAUUGAUCUAUAUAUAUAUAUUACUUCUGCUGCAAGAGAGGCUUGGGGGAAAAUUGAAGAGUAAGAAAAAAAAUUCCCAAUUGAGGUAAUUAAUAAUUUACGCCGCGUUUUAAUUCGACAAAUUCUACAGAACGUAGGGGAGGAUCGGUCUGUGGGGAUUUGUUGUCCUUCGAUCGAUUAGGUUAAAAUCUUCGACAUUUUUUUUCUUUUUUUUUUGUUCCUUCUGAAAAGGGGAUUUCCCUCGGAACUGGUGGUUUUGUUAUACAUACGUCUCGGAAAAAUUCAAUCUGGCAAAUUUAGGAGGAAUAAAUUUGAGGCCUCGCUUGUCGUUGAAGCAAGCUUUACCAGAGGAUCCAGAAGACGAAGAGUGUAGGCCUUGGCGCAAAAAGAUCUUCUUUUUCUUCCCGCAUUCUGCGAAAAUGGCUUUCAAAUUCAGUUGGGGUUCUCUGCUGAAAGUGAUCUUGCUUAUGGUGUUGAUUGGGGGAAUUGUGUUUGCUUGCUUUACUCUGCCUGUUGAAAAGAUACUCAAAGAUUUCUUAGUAUGGAUAGAGCAAGAUCUUGGUCCUUGGGGCCCUCUUGUGCUAGCCAUUGCUUACAUUCCUUUAACGGUGUUGGCUGUUCCAGCUUCAGUAUUGACGCUAGGUGGUGGCUAUCUCUUCGGAUUGCCUGUUGGAUUUUUCGCCGAUUCAAUUGGUGCAACUAUAGGUGCUGGAGCUGCAUUCCUCGUUGGGCGAACGAUCGGGAGGUCAUACGUUAUAUCCAAGUUAAAAGACUAUCCGAAGUUCCGUGCGGUUGCCAUUGCAAUUCGGAGAUCAGGAUUCAAGAUAGUGUUGUUGCUCCGGCUCGUUCCUUUACUCCCCUUUAACAUGAUGAACUAUCUCCUGUCCGUGACUCCGGUGCCUAUAGCUCAAUACAUGCUCGCCUCGUGGUUGGGCAUGAUGCCGAUUACCUUUGCCUUGGUCUACGUCGGGACAACCUUGAAGGAUCUUUCAGACGUAACGCACGGAUGGCAUGAUUUCUCGAAAACCCGAUGGGCGUUUAUCGUGUUGGGUUUCGUCAUGUCGGUGCUGUUGCUGUAUUGUGUGACGAGAGUCGCAAAGGCUGCUUUAGAUAAAGCGUUGGCAGAAAACGAGGAUGAAAACGUCGAUAUUUUCGACCAACAGCUACCGGUCUCCACAGAUCUCGAAAAUCCGCUGAUAAUCAAGAUCGACGACAACAAUCGAGACGCAAAUCACGAAAAAUAGCUCAUUUUACGUGUAAGCUCGCCACUUUGCUUUCGGUAUUUUUCUGUACAGCCAAAUAUAUGAUAAAUUUCUUCGCGUCGAACUAUUGUUCUUACAGUAAAAUAAUCAGACGUAAAAUCGGAGACUCGACUUUAUAUAGGUUUUUUCAAGUGUAUAUAUUGUUUCAA
Andrographis paniculata is the source of this 1556-nucleotide messenger RNA. RefSeq lists its product as uncharacterized. The record is from RefSeq and is a predicted model, not a curated record. NCBI's taxonomy places the organism in Eukaryota, Viridiplantae, Streptophyta, Magnoliopsida, Lamiales, Acanthaceae. Bases 565 to 1389 code for a protein of 274 amino acids. Gene Ontology annotation, cellular component: membrane. The transcript is spliced from 9 exons.